CUUACAGAAUACAGAGUCUGGCCUGUAGAUUAUAUAGUUAUAUUAUAGAGUGAUUAAAAGCCCACUAUACGAGGCAACGUGCGUUUAAACGUCACAGUAAUAAAUCACGUAUAAAUUUACACAAGAUUUUAUACGACUGCAGAGAUGGAAAAUGUUACAUAUCCAUUCGGAUAUGAGUCGGAUUUUCACACAUGGUUGCUCGGCGAUGGAUUUGUUAUUGAAAACGGAACGAAACGGGGUAUAGAAUAUAAUCGGUGGACAAAAACAUAUAAUCGAACUUUGAACAGCUUUGAAUUUGAGUUUCGUGCUUGUGGGAAUACUGUUAAAAAUAUAGAUGCUUUUAAAAAUAAACCUCCUAUUGUCCAGGAAACACAUAAGGCUGAAGAUAUAAAGCUCAUUCCAACAUACGUACGUACAUCAGAAAACUCAUUUGAGCAAAAAAAUAUAGGCAUUAUAUCAAAAAACCUAAUUGAAUCAAGUCAUAAAGCUGGGAUUGAACAAAAACUGAAACAGGAUUAUACAAGUGGGAAAUUAGAAAGAAUUGCAGAGCAAGAUGCAUGUUUAAGCACUAAUCCUCCAUUAAAUGCAUUAUGCUCAAACAAUGACACUGUUAAAAACAUUGAAAUUGAAUCACAUGGUUGUGAGAAUACUGUUAAAAAUAUAGAUGCUUUCAAAAGUAAACCUAUUAUCCGGGAAACAUAUGAGGUUGAAGAUAUAAAGCUCUUUCCAACAUGCACACAUACAUCAGAAAACUUAUUUGGAUUAAGUCAUAAAGCUUGGUUUGAACAAAGACAGAAACAGGAUUAUACAAGUAGGAAAUUAGAAAAAAUUGCAGAGCAAGAUGCAUGUAUAAGCACUAACCCUACAUUAAAUGCAUUAUGGUCAAACAAUGACCCUCUGUUAAGUGAAACUAUGGUCAAUCAAAAGAACAUGGCCUACAGGACUGGAGAAUCAGAAGUUGAAGGAAGCGAGUAUGAACUGAGUGAGGAAUAUGCAGACAUGUUGCAAUGUCUUGAAGAUACAAAAGAUGUUGUCCUACCCAAAACUGCAAAGAAGAAACAUAAAAAAAACAUAGAUAAGUUAGUCAAACAACUAAGCUCUUGUAAUUUAGAAGAGAAUAAUAAUCAAAAACAGAACUUUAUGGGUAGAAAGCUGUCUCAAAAGAUGAAGAAAAAUAAAGAAGAAAAAUCAUUAUUUUCUUGGACUACUAAGUCUCCUACAAAUAAAACAUUAAUGACUGACCAAUUGGUGUGUCAACAUUUACAGUGGCUAGAUCCAAUGUUAUGUGAUAAUGGUAGAAUGUUAUGUAAUAAUGGUAGAAAAAGGUUGAUACAUCAGAGAUUUACUAUUUCACCAGAUGUGAAAUCAAUAGGAUUGGAAAGAUGUCAAAUUAAAGAAGAUAACACUGAGCAUAAAGUAGACCAAAUCGGAAAUACUGUAGUAGACGAUAAGGCAAAAUUAUUUAAAAAAGAUUCAAGAUGGGUCAGUACUCCACCAUGGAUGACCAAGUCAAGAGAGAAGUUUAAUCGCAGGUUUUCAACAAUUCGCUUAAAAACAAAUAAAAAAUUCAAUCAAGAUAUUUCAAACGUAAAAGCUAAAGAUAAAUGUAAUUCCUACCCGGUUAAAGAAGUAAAUCGCGAUUUUCACUUUCAAAAAUUAAAUAAAAUACAGAAAAAGAAAAAUUUACCUAAUCCACCUAACCAUAAGAGAAAAAUUAAAAUACAAAAACCGAAAAUUGAAGCAAAUGAAUUAAAUUCUUUAAUAAAAAAUUUAACGAAAUUUAAUCUUACUGAAAAGGUAAACACAAAAACCGUUAAAAAGAAAUUGAUAAUACCUUUUCUAGAUCAUCCUACACCUGUUUAA
This is a messenger RNA of Cyphomyrmex costatus, 1863 nucleotides long. RefSeq lists its product as uncharacterized. The transcript is spliced from 3 exons. The record is from RefSeq and is a predicted model, not a curated record. The coding region runs from base 145 to 1863 and encodes 572 amino acids. NCBI's taxonomy places the organism in Eukaryota, Metazoa, Arthropoda, Insecta, Hymenoptera, Formicidae.